Messenger RNA from Pseudomyrmex gracilis, 1882 nucleotides. Its product is annotated as G patch domain-containing protein 2-like. The record is from RefSeq and is a predicted model, not a curated record. Gene Ontology annotation, molecular function: nucleic acid binding. NCBI's taxonomy places the organism in Eukaryota, Metazoa, Arthropoda, Insecta, Hymenoptera, Formicidae. The transcript is spliced from 4 exons. Bases 385 to 1809 code for a protein of 474 amino acids.
GACAAGAAAAAACCAACGCGAUUUGUUUUGAUCCCCUCCUCCUAUCAUCAUGUCCAACGAUUGACAUAUAUCACGGAUAUGCUACUCGUUCGCACCAUAUGCGUUUUCUCGUCGUGUGAACGGUUUAACUGCCUUUCGAUAAUCUUUUAAUAUACCGUAUGUCUCGUUUCCGUUUAGACGAAGCAUCGCUGAUAAGUCACGACUCUUGUUCGGUGCAAGAUAUCGUUAAAUAAUCGUUCGAACGCUCAAGCAUCUCGCAAUGAGAAAAAAACGAAUCUCUGUCGCACUUUUAAAACCUAUACGUCUCGCGUGUGUUGUGCUUAGGAUGUAACAUACAUAAAAAAAUAUAUGCAUAUGUAAGAAAUCAAAAAACGCGUCCUUCAAAUGGAGCGUGUUUUGAAGGCUGUACCAGCAAGUUUAAGAGUAAAAAUGGAGGCGCUUGUGCACGAUUUGACUUUGGCAUUAGAAGAAAGCAGCAACAGUACAACCAGACGCAGAUGGGGCAUUAGAAGACGAGCCCGUUCUACGGGAAAUAUUCCAACUUUAAGCAUAACCAAACACUCGGACGACAGCUCAUCUUCCAUUUGCGACAUUCGUAUUCCAAAAACUGCCAACGUUUCGAAAUAUCAGUCGGACAGCGACGAUACCAAUCAGACCAAACGUUUCGCCCAUUUCUCCAACUUAAAUAACACGAGCAAUAUCGAGAGCGACUCGGUAAACGAAAACUUUGUGCCGCGAACGAACACAAGGCGCAAGAGGAAAUUUAAAAGGAUGGCCAUUGAAUACGACGCGAACGGGUCCACUUCGCAGGCAGUGGCAAUUGUGUCGACUUCGUUCGGUGGAAAGAAACGUAUUUUUCGAAGUGAUUGUAAAAGUAAGUACGGCGCUAUAUGGUGCGGAAAACGUAAGAGAUCAUGUAGAGAGCGUUCCAUCGAUUGCGAGAUGAGAAUGUCUAAACCAACGAAAAACACCAAGCUAAAGAAUCGUGGGAAGAUGCAAGGAGGAGAUACUGUGGACUGUUCGCGUAUAUCUAGCUCGAGUAUUUCAUCUAGCGACUCGGAAGCAGGUCUUGUUACCAAUGACGAAGAUAGAGAAGGAGACGACGAGCAGUCAGAUUGGAUCGGGGAGCCAAGUUGGCGAGAAGAUGGAGACAGCACAAGUGACGAUAAAGCCACAUCGGAUUCGACCUUACAGCAAAUGAUACAGCACGAACACUCAGUCGCCGAAGCCAAGAGGAACUAUAAGCAACGAAUACAGCGCAUUCGCGAAGGUCUCAGUGGUAGAGAGAUUCGUGCCGGACGACGACAUGUCAAUAACAAGCCCGGUUAUUCCAUCAUAACGUCAGCUAACGAGAAAGUUUCUCGAUUUCUACAAGAUCCCACUCAGAGUGAAUUGAAACUGCAUCCUAUGCGACAACCCGAGCGAGAAAAGUUAUGUCGACUAGCCAAUUUGUACAGUUUGAGUCUGAAAGGUGAUUUGGGCUGUCCGAUACUGUAUAAAACGCGACACACCACACAGGCUGUUUCCGUGGACCAAGUGUCGUUGAAAAGAUUUUCGGACUACAAGAGAUUGCGAAAAACACCUCCAAAUUCACCGAAUUCGGACACCAUGAUGCAGACUGAGGAGCCUCAGAUAUCAAGCACAACUUUCGACAACAAAAUUACUCAAUCUCAAAUUCAAAGUCUGGGUCCUGUAGAAGCAAACAUACAAACAUUCUCUCCGAUUGAGUGGGAAAGCGAAACUAUGGACAUAGAAAUAUCCCAGGGAAAAUUGAAGUUCUCCGAAUUUGGACACUCCAAAUCCAGUUAGAUUUUAUAAAUUUAUAUAUAUGUUUAUAUAUAUGUAAAUUUAAUUGUUUUAAUAAAGAGUCUAUACACAUGCA